GAAGCACAUCUGGACAGCUGUGCUGAGAAACUGUGCGGCCCCCUCUUCGCCCGACGUCAGCCCGGCACGUCCCCCACGUCCUCUCCUUCUCGCCACUCAUUAUUUAUUCAUUUUCCCAAAGAAGCAACCAGGGACCCAAGUUUGAAACUCUCCCCCCCCCCAUGAGAGACGUGGCCAGAUUCCAUCCAAUACUCAGUUUAAUUUUCAUGGGGCUCUGGGAUCCAAAGAACAGAAACAGCAACAACAAAAGCCCAGCCGCUGUCUGAUUUUAAACUGGCAAAGUGGGAAAAAUAAAGUUUUGAGUAAACAGACCAAGCUGGGUCAUGGGGAACUUCAAAGGUCAUGCCCUCCCUGGAACCUUCUUUUUUAUUAUGGGUAUUUGGUGGAGUUCAAAGAGUAUUCUGAGGUACAUCUUCAGAAAGCAAAAGCGGACUUGCUACGUUGGUUCCAAAGCAUUAUUCCAGCGAAUAGACAUUUUGGAGGGAAUUGUAUUAGUCAGCAUGGCUUUAACUGGCAUGGCUGGGGAGCAGUUUAUUCCUGGAGGGCCCCACCUGACCUUAUAUGACUAUAAAGAAGGCCAGUGGAACCAACUCCUGGGCUGGCAUCAUUGCACCAUGUAUUUCUUCUUUGGGCUGUUGGGUGUGGCAGAAAUCUUAUGUUUCACCAUCCGUUCACUUCCUGCCUCCUUACCCAAGUUAAUGUUGGCAAACGCUUUAUUUGUGGAGGCUUUUAUCUUCUACAACCACACUCAUGGCCGGGAGAUGCUGGAUAUCUUUGUGCACCAGUUGCUGGAUCUGACCAUCUUUUUGACAGGCGUGGUUACCUUCGCUGAGUUCCUCAUGCGGAACAAUUUCCUUCUGGAGCUUUUACGGUCAAGUCUCAUUCUGCUUCAGGGGACUUGGUUCUGGCAGAUCGGUUUUGUCCUGUACCCUCCAAGUGGAGGUCCUGCAUGGGAUCUGAUGGAUCAUAGCAACGUGAUGUUUCUUACCAUAUGUUUCUGCUGGCAUUAUGCAUUAAACUGUAUCAUCAUUGGAGUGAAUUAUGCUUUUAUCACCUGGCUGGUUAAAUCUAGACUUAAGAGGCUCUGCCCCUCAGAAGUUGGACUUCUGAAAAAUGGUGAACGAGAGCAAGAAUCAGAAGAAGAGAUGUGACUUUGAUGGGCACCCAGUCUUUCUAGACGAGCCUUUUCUUUUUGCAUUGUCUUUGUACAUGGUUUUUGUUUCUUGACAUUUUGUUUGGAGAACAAUUGGCUGGGGAUGACUUUCAAUGUACUGUUUGUAUUUCCAGUGUUGUUAAAGUAUUUGAAUUUAAAUAUUUUAUUUUUAGCUUUGAAAAUACUUUGGAUGAUAAGUUCAUUUUGCACAUCAAGCAUGUUAUGGUUUUCAGGGGCUAGAGUAACUUAUUCCAGGUCUUCUAAAGUUUGAUGCCCACACUAUGAGAAACAUUUGUUUUAUUUGCCUUACAAAUAUGCUCAAGGUUCCUGGGCUUGCUGCCAUUUGUAACUCAUUGAACAUGGAAUUACCCUUGUUUAUCUUGUUGCUGCAAUGAGAAAUAAAUGAAUGCACACACCUUGGUGCAGA
Carlito syrichta (Philippine tarsier) is the source of this 1580-nucleotide messenger RNA. RefSeq names its product transmembrane protein 45A (gene TMEM45A). The record is from RefSeq and is a predicted model, not a curated record. NCBI's taxonomy places the organism in Eukaryota, Metazoa, Chordata, Mammalia, Primates, Tarsiidae. The transcript is spliced from 6 exons. Bases 324 to 1151 code for a protein of 275 amino acids.